UGAGUAUGACCAGAAAGGAUCAAACAAAAGGGAGGCAUGAGCUGUCUGUUCCCUUCUUCUCCUUCUCUCUGUUCACCAGCCCCCCAUAGGUUCCCUUCCUAGCUUUCUGUGGAAGCCAUGCAGCCACAGCAUUUCUCAAACAGGAGCGGAUCACCCAUACCUUUUCUCGGCUUGGCACUCGUGCUGCUAAUCUCCUUGGCAUGUCCAGCCAGCUCCUGCACGGAGCAGGAGAAGAGCUCCCUUCUCCAGCUCCUUGCGGGUCUCUCGCGGGACGGCGGCCUCAAGGCGUUGUGGCGGAGCGACACGGACUGCUGCACGUGGGAAGGGAUCACCUGCAGCGGUCCCAGUAGGACGGUCACCGAUGUUUCGCUGGCUUCUAGAGGUCUCGAGGGGUACAUCUCUCCGUUCCUUGGAAACCUCACAGGCCUGUUGCGCCUCAACCUGUCGCGCAACUCGCUGUCCGGUGGCCUGCCGUCGGAAUUGGUGUCAUCAAGCAGCAUCAUUAUCCUUGACGUCAGCUUCAACCGCCUGACAGGAGGCCUGAGUGAGCUGCCAUCUUCAACCCCUGCCCGGCCUCUGCAGGUACUGAACAUCUCGAGCAACUUGUUUACAGGAAGGUUUCCAACUACGACAUGGGAGGUGAUGAAGAGCCUGGUCGUGCUCAAUGCCAGCACCAACAGUUUUACUGGGCAGAUACCAACUACACCUUGUGUUAGUGCACCAUCUUUUGCUGUGCUUGAACUCAGUUUUAACGAAUUCAGUGGAAACAUCCCACUGGGGGUCAGUAAUUGCUCCGUGCUGAAAUUUCUCAGCGCUGGCUACAACAACCUCAGUGGGACACUUCCAGAUGAACUCUUCAAGGUUACUUGGCUAGAGCACCUCUCAUUACCUAGCAACCGGUUAGAAGGAGUGAUCAAUGGCAUCAUCAAGCUCACAAAUCUGGUCAUCCUUGAUAUUGGGAAGAAUGAACUCAGCGGCAACAUUCCAGAUUCUAUAGGUGAGCUGAAGAGAUUGGAGGAGCUCCAUUUGGACAGCAAUAAGAUGUCAGGGGAGCUGCCAUCCGCUCUGAGCAACUGCACAAAUCUCGUGAUAAUUGACCUUAAGAGCAAUAACUUCAGUGGAGAACUUACCAAGGUCAACUUCUCAAGCCUGCCCAAUCUAAAGAAUUUAGAUCUUGUGUACAAUAACUUCACUGGCAGUAUUCCAGAAAGCAUAUACUCCUGCAGCAAGCUGACUGCACUACGGCUAUCUUACAAUCAGUUCGAUGGUCGAUUGUCUGAAAAAAUAGGCAAUCUGGAGUCCCUCUCAUUCCUAUCACUUGUUAAAAACUCUCUUACGAAUACUACAAGAACACUUCAGAUCCUUAGGGGUUGCAGGAACCUCACCACCCUUCUUCUUGGGUUCAACUUUCUGCAUGAGACCAUGCCAGAGGACGACGACAUUGGUGGGUUUGAGAACCUUCAGGUCUUUGCAAUGAAUGAUUGUUCAUUGUCUGGAGAAAUACCCCAUUGGUUAUCAAAGCUCACAAAUUUGGGGAUGAUAUUUUUACACAACAAUCAACUAACCGGAACAAUACCUGACUGGAUCAGCAGCCUAAACUUCCUCUUUUAUCUGGAUGUAUCAAACAACAGCCUUACAGGGGAAAUUCCAACCGCCUUAAUGGAGAUGCAAAUGCUAGAAUCAGAUAAGACUGCACCAAAGGUCUUUGAGCUGCCUGUUUAUUUUAAGAGUCCAUUUAUCCAAUACCUCAUGCCCAGUGCUUUCCCUAAAGUACUGAAUCUAGGAAACAACAGCUUCACUGGUCAGAUUCCUGAGAAGAUUGGUCAGUUGAAAGCACUCAUUUCUCUCAACUUGAGCUCCAACAGAUUAUCUGGAGAGAUCCCGGAACCGAUUGGCAACCUCACGAACCUGCAGGUGCUUGACUUGUCCGGUAAUCAUCUCAGUGGUGCAAUUCCAGCUGCACUGAACAACUUGCACUUUCUUUCCAAAUUCAACAUUUCCAAUAAUGACCUAGAAGGACCUAUUCCAACUGUAGGCCAGCUUAGCACAUUUCCUAGUUCUAGCUUUGAUGGCAACCCAAAACUGUGUGGUCCAAUGCUUGUUAACUAUUGUGGUUCAGCUAAAACACCUCUGAUAACCCAGAAACGACGGAAAAAGAAGGUUGUCUUUGCACUUGCAUUUGGUGUAUUUUUUGGAGGGGUGGCCAUCCUAUUCUUGUUAGCUCGUCUCCUUGUCUUGUUCAGGGGCACAAGUUUCAUGAACAAAAAAAGGAGCAGCAACAAUGAUGACAUAGAAGACAAAUCUUCAGACUUCAACUCAGAAUACUCCUUGGUGAUGGUUCCACAAGGUAAGGGAGAAGAAAACAAACUCAAACUGACUGAUCUCCUGAAGGCUACAAAGAACUUUGACAAGGAUCAUAUCAUUGGCUCUGGAGGUUAUGGCCUAGUUUACAAGGCUGAGCUAUCUGAUGGCUCAAAGGUUGCCAUAAAAAAGCUCAAUAGUGAAAUGUGUCUGAUGGAAAGGGAGUUCAGUGCAGAGGGACAUUCAAGACUCCUGAUAUACUCCUACAUGGAGAAUGGCAGCCUGGACGACUGGCUUCACAACAGGGACUAUGAUGCCAGCUCAUUUCUCGAUUGGCCGAUGCGGCUGAAGAUUGCCCAAGGAGCAAGCCAGGGUAUAUCCUACAUCCACGAUGUAUGCAAGCCUCACAUUGUUCACCGUGACAUUAAGUCCAGCAACAUCUUACUAGACAAAGAAUUCAAAGCUUACGUUGCAGACUUUGGGCUAUCCAGAUUGAUCUUUCCUAACAAUACUCAUGUCUCGACUGAGUUAGUUGGUACUCUCGGUUACAUCCCACCUGAGUAUGGGCAAGGAUGGGUGGCUACACUGAGAGGUGACAUGUACAGUUUUGGAGUGGUUCUGCUUGAACUGCUAACGGGGAGGCGGCCUGUUCAGAUGUGUCCCAAGUCAAAAGAGCUUGUCCAGUGGGUACAGGAGAUGAGAUCCAACGGGAAGCAGAUUGAAGUCCUGGAUCCAACACUGAGAGGUACAGGAUAUGAAGAGCAGAUGCUGCAGGUGCUUGAAGCUGCUUGCCGGUGUGUCGACCGUAAUCCUGGCAUGAGGCCAACUAUACAGGAGGUAGUAUCUUUCCUGAAUAGCGUAGAUGCUAACCUUCAGAAGCAAAAUUCAGUCAGCACACAAUGUAAUUAGCAAGUUAUAGUGCAGUACACAGAGUAGAUGUAUAGUUUAUUUUUGCAAAGAGCUACCAGUUAUGUUCUCACUGGCCUCAUUAGUUCUUCUGUACAGAUUGUGACAACUCUUGUAAUUCAUCUCUGUUUU
Lolium rigidum is the source of this 3339-nucleotide messenger RNA. Its product is annotated as tyrosine-sulfated glycopeptide receptor 1-like. NCBI's taxonomy places the organism in Eukaryota, Viridiplantae, Streptophyta, Magnoliopsida, Poales, Poaceae. Gene Ontology annotation, molecular function: protein kinase activity; protein binding; ATP binding. The record is from RefSeq and is a predicted model, not a curated record. Gene Ontology annotation, biological process: protein phosphorylation. The coding region runs from base 118 to 3210 and encodes 1030 amino acids. The transcript is spliced from 2 exons.